Molecule: messenger RNA, 2565 nt
Organism: Caenorhabditis auriculariae
Lineage: Eukaryota; Metazoa; Nematoda; Chromadorea; Rhabditida; Rhabditidae
Source: the annotation of a GenBank genome assembly
AUGUCGACCGCCUUCAAAAUCUUCACCUUGUUGGCUCUAUGCGCUGUUGCUAGCGCAGAGUUCCAAAACAUGAGCGGUCAGAUUUCAUUUUUUUUUUGCCGCAUUUGGAAUGGCUCACAUUUUACUUUGCGGUUGGGAAUUUCCUGAUAUUUGGCCAGAACGCUCCUUGAUGUGCCAGAAGAAGAUUCUGAAUAUUUCAACCUGCAUUACUUCCUCGUUUUUGAGAAAAGACGCCUCAAAGUUGAAAGGAACCUCAAAAUCUAUGAAAAUGGGUUAUUUUGAAGCUCUGAGCCUUAUUUCUCGAAAACUAGGAAGUUUUGCAGGUUAAGGCUUUCAGGAUCUUCAUCUGUUACAUCAAGAAGGUUUCUGGCCAAUUUUUAGGGAAUUCCCAAACGCAAGUAAAAUGACCUCCCCUGUCAAGCCAUGUUGAAAACCGGGAUUUUGUUUUUCGAAAAUCAACUUUUCCUGAUGCAGCUAGGCGUCAGCCGUUUUGAGGUCGGGCGCAACUUUGAAGUUUUUAUCGAACAAUUUUACAUUUAUACAAAAAAUGCAAAAACUUGCCAAUCCGCCAGUAUAAAGACUGAAAAAUGAUAACUUCCGAGCGGAAACCGUUUCUGGGUCGUUCGCAAGUGAAAAUCGACUUUUUUUCAGCCCUCUACGACAUUUUCGCUCCGAGAGACGGGGGCGAGAAACCAUUCUAUGAGAAGAAUCUGGAAGGUGAGUUUUUUUCUUUUAAAGAUCAUUCUUCGUUAUUUCUGGCCUCUCUGCGCUCCCUUUUUCUCUAUUUUUCUGUUCAGAUUUGUGGUUUUGUGUUAAAUGAACAAUUUUCAGAUCUAUUGAAAUCGUUCUUGCAGCAAAUUAAAGAUAUGGGCGUCGAAAAGCCGACGGUCAAGGUCGUGGAUGAGGGCAUCAAAAAACUGAUAGUAGGAAUUUUUUUCUUUUUCAAAUAAGAAUAUCAGUUUUCGUGUUGGGACACUUUGGAGGCUGCUCCUUUAAUUUUAGCGUUGUUCUUCUGAUUUUGUAAUCUUUCUUAAUUUUUCCUGAAGCGGAAAAGCUUGGAGAGCGCUAUAAAGUAUGGAGUAGCGCGAAAGUCGCGAAAGGUCGGAUGGAAAGUAACUUUUCAAACUUCACAAGAAUACAGAGCGGUGCGAAAGUCGCGAAAGGUCGGGUGAAACCGAAAUUUUGUCGUUUCGAAAUUCAAAGGAGUAUAGAGCGGCGCGCAAGUCGCGAAAGGUCGGGUGAAACCGAAAUUUUGUCGUUUUGAACUUUAAAGGAGUAUAGAGCAGCGCGCAAGUCGCGAAAGGUCGGGUGAAACCGAAAUUUUUAUCGUUUCGAAAUUCAAAGGAGUAUAGAGCAGCGCGCAAGUCGCGAAAGGUCGGGUGAAACCGAAAUUUUGUCGUUUCGAAAUUCAAAGGAGUAUAGAGCGGCGCGCAAGUCGCGAAAGGUCGGGUGAAACCGAAAUUUUGUCGUUUUGAACUUUAAAGGAGUAUAGAGCAGCGCGCAAGUCGCGAAAGGUCGGGUGAAACCGAAAUUUUUAUCGUUUCGAAAUUCAAAGGAGUAUAGAGCAGCGCGCAAGUCGCGAAAGGUCGGGUGAAACCGAAAUUUUGUCGUUUUGAACUUUAAAGGAGUAUAGAGCGGCGCGCAAGUCGCGAAAGGUCGGGUGAAACCGAAAUUUUUAUCGUUUCGAAAUUCAAAGGAGUAUAGAGCAGCGCGCAAGUCGCGAAAGGUCGGGUGAAACCGAAAUUUUUAUCGUUUCGAAAUUCAAAGGAGUAUAGAGCAGCGCGCAAGUCGCGAAAGGUCGGGUGAAACCAAAUUUUUAUCGUUUCGAAAUUCUAAAGGAGUAUAGAGCAGCGCGAAAGUCGCGAAAGGUCGGAUGAAACCGAAAUUUUUAUCGUUUCGAAUUCAAAGGAGUAUAGAGCAGCGCGCAAGUCGCGAAAGGUCGGGUGAAACCGAAAUUUUUAUCGUUUCGAAAUUCAAAGGAGUAUAGAGCAGCGCGCAAGUCGCGAAAGGUCGGGUGAAACCAAAUUUUUAUCGUUUCGAAAUUCAAAGGAGUAUAGAGCAGCGCGCAAGUCGCGAAAGGUCGGAUGGAAAGUAACUUUUCAAACUUCACAAGAAUACAGAGCGGUGCGAAAGUCGCGAAAGGUCGGGUGAAACCGAAUUUUCAUCGUCUCGAAAUUUAAAGGAGUAUAGAGCAGCGCGAAAGUCGCGAAAGGUCGAGUGAAACCGAAAAUUUCUCAUUUUAUAGUUUAAAAUAGUAUAUACAGACCUCCUAAAGAAAUCCUGAAGCGAAAACUGCUUAUUAGACAGUCACAAAGCUCUCAUUUCAAAUUUUUUUUUAAAUCAUAAAACUCAGGCCGGACUCAAGGCCAACCCCAAAUUGACGCCGGCUCAGUUCAAGCAAAAAUUCGGCAUCAAAUGGAACAAGGAAUUCGUGGACAAGUUGCUGCAGCAACCGGUGGGAGAUGUGGUUCGUUCCUUUUAUCUGUCUUUGAACUAAAAUUCACAUAAAAUUUUCAGUCCAAAGUCGCGGAAGUCGUAUUGAAGAUCAAAAAACGCAAGCAAUGA